Oreochromis aureus is the source of this 1271-nucleotide messenger RNA. It is a transcript of the gene llph, whose product is annotated as LLP homolog, long-term synaptic facilitation factor. The coding region runs from base 138 to 518 and encodes 126 amino acids. Gene Ontology annotation, cellular component: nucleolus. Lineage: Eukaryota; Metazoa; Chordata; Actinopteri; Cichliformes; Cichlidae. Gene Ontology annotation, biological process: dendrite extension. The transcript has 3 exons. The record is from RefSeq and is a predicted model, not a curated record. Gene Ontology annotation, molecular function: RNA binding.
AUUGCAGCUCUUUCCAAAGCACGUGAUUCAUUUUUUCCCCAAGCUUCUAAACACGUGUGCGGAGUAGAAGAGUGUGUUGUUCACACAGUUUAAGCGUCAAGAAGCUCAUCUGCUGCUUCUGUGGGAACAUCUUUAAAAUGGCAAAAAGCCUUCGGAGUAAAUGGAAGCGAAAGAUGCGGGCAGAGAAGAGGAAGAAGAAUGCUCCAAAGGAGCUGAACCGUCUGAAACAAGCUCUGACCCUCGAUAAGAAAGGAGAAGUCGUCAUGACUGACAUUCAGGAGAUCGCCACAGUGGUGCCAGCUGAGAAGAUAAAGAAGCAGGCCGACGUUAACAUGGAGGAGGCAGAGCCUGAUGAUGGGAAGAUGGACAUGGACAGCAAGCGCAACAAGAAAACUCUUCUGGAUGAACAUGGACAGUAUCCGGCAUGGAUGAGCCAGCGGCAGGCCAAGAAAAUGAGGGGCAAACGAUUGGGAAAGAAAGGUGGCAAGGGCAAGAAGAAGAAGAAUGUUGCCUGGUAAACCACCAAACGGGAAGACCGUCAUUUUAGCUAUAAGACUCUGGAAGCUGAAACACAGCAUCCUUUUGUGAUAAGUGUUGUGUUUCUUAAUUAAAUUUCAUUGUGUCUGGUGGAUUUGAAGAUUCCCGGGCUUUGCCACAGAGCCUGAGAUCGUACAAAAGUUCACUGCAGAAACUGGUUUGUUCUCAUGGAACAGCAAAACCCUCUCUGACUUGAGAUCAGAGCACGGAAAACGUGUGUGUAGUGCGUCUGACUGCAGAAAUGUGAGUGGUGCACGUGUAUUCUCUGCCGCAAGUUAAGUCUCUAAACUCCCAUAAAAAAAUCUGUCCUAUGAUUUGUUCUGUUCAUUUUCUUGACAUCAUGCAACUCUUUUGCCCACCUCCAGUGGCUCCUGGAGGUGUGUCAAAAACACAGAAUUAUUAGUAUUUUAAUAUGAUUUAUAAUUUCAAUUGUUGUUUGUCACAACUUUAAUUCAUUACGCACAUUCUUUACAAUUACAGAACUGUGCAAAAGUGCAUGGUGGAUGCAGAUGUGAUGGUGCCUCUUUUAUCGUGUACUUGUCCGGUUUCCUCUUUUUAUGGACACACUGCAUGCACAACAUGCCAAGAUAUGCCGACAAUCACCUCGUUGGUGCAAAACUCCUAUUUCAAGCCCCUCACACUGUGUUAUCUUUGGUGUUUUUCAUACAUUCAACUAAAGAAAUGACAAUAAAUGAUGUUUUUGGUGACAGACUAGUAAACACAACUUAAAAUUA